Chondrus crispus (carragheen) is the source of this 180-nucleotide messenger RNA. RefSeq lists its product as hypothetical. Lineage: Eukaryota; Rhodophyta; Florideophyceae; Gigartinales; Gigartinaceae. The record is from RefSeq and is a predicted model, not a curated record. Bases 1 to 180 code for a protein of 59 amino acids. The transcript has a single exon.
AUGACAGUGAAAACUGACGUCUGCCGUUUGUUAGACGCACAAACUUUGGCGCUUGAUCCGCUUCCAGUCCUUUCAAGUGCACACAGUUACACCGUAUGCAAGACUUUUUCAUUGACAGAAGUGCUCUGCGGUAGGUGCGAGAUAUUGCAGAUCUUGACAUCAACUACACAGUAUAAAUAA